AUAUUAAAAUGCUAAUAUAGUAGUACUUAUGGACAAGGACGAAAACAGAAAAUGGGUAAAGGAGAUUAAUACAAUAAUUUGAAUGGGGGCAAGAGAUUAAAGUAUGAAUUUGGUGAGAUCAAUCACUGAUAUAAUAAGAGUUGAAAUAUUGAAAAGUUGUGGCCUCUACCCGCUCCCUUUGUCUUCACCCCUUAUGGUAAAUGGAAGACCUGCUACUCGAGGAAGGAGAUAGAAUGGAGGAGGAGGUCUCAUUAGGAAGUUCUUUGUCACUGUUAGAAUGGGUUUCCAAGUUUCAGACCAUGGCUUGGGAAGGAUAUAAAAGCAAGCCAAUUUCGCAUUGGAUUCUUUUAUUUGUAAGCAGUUUGGGAAUGCUUGUGGCAUUUCCUGCUUCAAGCCUUCUAUCUCGUGUCUAUUAUGCUAAUGGGGGAAACAGCAAGUGGAUCAUUUCAUGGGUAGCCGUUGCCGGAUGGCCUAUUCCUGCUCUAAUCUUAUUUCCUACAUACCUCUUUUUUAAAACUGCCCCAACUCCUCUCAACUUAUAUCUCUUCCUUUCUUAUGUUUUUCUGGGGUUCUUAAGUGCUGCUGACAAUCUCAUGUACGCAUAUGCCUAUGCUUACCUCCCGGCAUCAACUGCAGCUCUUUUGGCAUCAUCAUCCCUAGUGUUUUCUGCACUGUUCGGUUUCUUGAUUGUGAAGAACAAACUGAAUGCUUCAAUUACUAAUGCUAUUGUGAUAAUAACUGCUGCUAUGACCAUGAUUGCAUUGGAUUCAGAUUCUGACAGGUAUGCCAGUGUCACUAACAGCCAAUAUAUUUGGGGUGUUGUAUGGGAUAUCCUGGGAUCAGCACUCCAUGGCCUUAUAUUUGCUCUUUCAGAGUUGGUUUUUGUGAAGUUGUUGGGCAGAAGGUCCUUCCAUGUUGUUUUGGAGCAACAAGUCAUGGUUUCUUUCUUUGCCUUUGUGUUUACUACUAUAGGGGUCAUAUUGAACAAGGAUUUCCAAGGAAUGGUAUCUGAGGCUAAAACUUUCAAAGGCGGGGAAACUGCAUACAAUCUGGUUCUUAUUUGGAGUGCAAUUACGUUUCAGUUGGGUGUGUUAGGAGGCACUGCUGUGCUUUUCUUGGCUUCCACUGUGAUGGCUGGGGUCCUUAAUGCAGUUAGGGUACCAAUCACAAGCAUUGCCGCUAUCAUACUGUUACAUGACCCCAUGAGCGGAUUCAAGAUCCUCUCUCUGGUAAUGACCUUUUGGGGAUUUGCCUCUUACAUCAAUGGCACUUCAGGUAGGAGUAAAUUAUCUUAAUGAUUAGUUUCUGUUGAAAAUUAUGUUGCCUCAUGAUUACAUGUAUACAUAUAUAUAUAUAUAUAUAUAUAUUUCUUUUUUAUUGAAGAACCAUCAAAUCGAUGCCCAAGGAAUUAGUAUAAAUGGCAUAUUUUUUUAAA
This is a messenger RNA of Durio zibethinus, 1435 nucleotides long. RefSeq names its product putative purine permease 5. Gene Ontology annotation, molecular function: purine nucleoside transmembrane transporter activity. NCBI's taxonomy places the organism in Eukaryota, Viridiplantae, Streptophyta, Magnoliopsida, Malvales, Malvaceae. Gene Ontology annotation, cellular component: membrane. The record is from RefSeq and is a predicted model, not a curated record.